AUGGCUAAUAUCCACGAUCAGGCCUCUACAAACUACAAAGAAGCGUUCUCGCUCUUCGACCGUCGUGGCACCGGCCGUGUCGCCGGUGACCUCCUCGGUGACCUCCUCCGCGCCUGUGGUCAGAACCCCACGUUGGCUGAGAUCGCGGACUUGGAGAAGUCUGUCGGUGGUGACUUUGACUUCGACUCCUUCCUGAAGGUCCUCAAUCGUCCCGGUGGUUUCCGCGAGCCCGGUGAGCCGGAGGAGUACUGUCGUGGAUUCCAGGUCUUUGAUAAGGAUAUGACUGGGUUUAUUGGUGUUGGACAGCUGCGUUACAUCCUCACGAAUCUCGGCGAGAAGAUGUCCGAUGAAGAGGUCGAUGAGCUGCUCAAGGCUGUGGACACUAGCUCCGGCGAGAUUAACUACACAGAUCUUGUCCGUACCAUCCUCGCCAACUAA
This is a messenger RNA of Penicillium bovifimosum, 438 nucleotides long. RefSeq lists its product as uncharacterized. Gene Ontology annotation, cellular component: myosin II complex. The transcript is spliced from 4 exons. The record is from RefSeq and is a predicted model, not a curated record. Bases 1 to 438 code for a protein of 145 amino acids. Gene Ontology annotation, biological process: mitotic actomyosin contractile ring assembly. Gene Ontology annotation, molecular function: calcium ion binding. NCBI's taxonomy places the organism in Eukaryota, Fungi, Ascomycota, Eurotiomycetes, Eurotiales, Aspergillaceae.